Molecule: messenger RNA, 861 nt
Organism: Helianthus annuus (common sunflower)
Lineage: Eukaryota; Viridiplantae; Streptophyta; Magnoliopsida; Asterales; Asteraceae
Exons: 1
Coding region: 1-861 (286 amino acids)
Source: RefSeq, a predicted model, not a curated record
AUGACUGAUGAGGAGAUAGCCGACUUGCCUGAAAUGGAAUAUGGGAAGCCCGGGGAUAGGAAGGUUGAGCCUGUUAAGCCGAAGAAAGUCAAAAUCACAAGGCCAGAUAAAACUGAAAUUGUUCUAGAAAAAAAGGCAUUUGAUAAAACUUUCGUGAAACCUGCUGAUGUUUUAAAGCAGACCGAGACUCUAAAUUUGGAGAAUAAUGCGAACAUUGACAAACAUUUUCAAGUAUUAGAUAAUACAGUGUCAUGUUUUUCUCAAAAUUCAUCUGAAGUGCAACCUCAAACAAAAGAGUCUGAAUUAAUAGAGCCUAGAGUUAAUGUAGACAACAUCGAGUUUGCCAUGUUAAGAGGUUUGACUGAGUUUGUGAAAGAAUUUAAUAAGAGCAAACAAGCUGAAUCUGCUUCGUCAUUUGACACAUCUUGUGACACUUCUAAGACAUCCACUUCUGAGAAGUCAGAAAUGGGCGAAUCAUCUAGUGUCAACAGUGCAUCACCUGAGGAAGCAGAGGCAUCUCAAACUAAAUCAUCAGCUUCAUCUGAUUCAACCAGUGACUCCUAUGAAAAGACUGACUGUGAUAAUUCAGAGUCAGUUGCUUCAGUGGAAUCAACAGAUGAAUCAUCUGAAACAGUUGAUUCAAAUUCGAUCAAAGAAGAAUCAGAAACAACAUCGGGAGCCUCUGUUGAGUUAGAUGGUAAUGAAACCACAAAAGCCCCUGCUGAAUGUUCAAAAGAAAAUAAUUCUGAUUUUUCUAAACCAGUUGUGUUACAAGAAGCUGAGAGCAAUUCUGUAGCAUCAAGUGACACUAUUUGUGAGAAAAUUAAUGAUACUAACUGUUUUGGUAAAAAAUCAAGCUAA